AUGGAGAUCUCAUCAGAUGUCACUGAGAAUGAGAGUUCAAUCAGUGCAGCUCCUAACCAGCAACACAGUACUUUUGAUACGAGCCAGGGGUCAGACAGAGAAGAACAUGCAGAGUUUACAGGGUUGGAAGAGUUCAUCCUUGAUGCAAAGAAGAUGUAUGUACCUAUUGGAGGUGUCCUGACCCAUUUGCUUCAAAAAACAGACAUCUACCGAAAUAUUUCUAAGACGACAACAACUGUUUCAUCGGACAUCACUACUCUCAAGGAUUUUCGGGAUGGCACUGUGUACAGGAAGCACCAGGGUACUCUGGCUCAUGCAUCAUCUGUAUGGACACUCUACAUCUUGCUGUACACAGAUGAGCUAGAAAUUGCAAACCCAAUUGGCCCUAGACGUGGUGUACACAAGCUUCUAGUCGUCUACUUUUGCCUGCUCAACUUGCACCCAAGGUUCAGGUCGCAGCUACAGAACAUGUACGUGGUGAUCAUUGCCAAAUACAAGGACAUUCAGGAGCACGGCCUCCACGAAGUAUUGAAGCCAAUGCUCGAUGAGCUUAACAUCCUCUAUCAUGACGGUGUGCAGUACAGACAAAAUGAUGAACUCUGCACAGCACGUGUCUUUGUGCAGGCAUUUUGUGGGGACAACCUCUCCAUGAACAAGCUUGGGGGCUUUUCUUCAUCAUUUGCGGGUGGAAGAGUCUGUCGCUUUUGCCUAGCCCAAGCAGCCGACCUCAACAGGCUCACCAGAGAGGACCUGUGCGUGGUACGAACAAAUGCUGUCCACAUGGAGCAUCUGACUGCAAUAGCUACGAACCCUGACAACAAGAAAUUGUAUGGUGUGUACAGUAGGUCACCGCUUCUUGACUUAGGGUACUUCGACGUAACACUACAGCUUCCGCCUGACGUAAUGCAUGAUUUAUUCGAAGGCUCUUUUGCUUAUGUCAUGCAUCACGUCUUAAAGGGCCUUGUUGAUGACAGUAUCUUCUCAGUCUGCGACCUCUCCAAAGUUUCUUCCUUUUCCUACGGUUUUCACGAUAACCACAACAGACCCGAUGAACUCAGCAGCACCUUCCUGUCGGACCACCGUUGUCUAAAGGGCACUGCCUCUCAGAGGUGGUGCCUCUUCCGCCUCUUGCCACUCAUAUUCAGCUCAGGCAUACCAGAAGGCAACGAGCACUGGGACGUGUACCUAACUUUCCGUGGCAUAGUAGAUAUGCUGCUUGCGGAGGAAAUGCCUGUCGACUGUGUCCCAUACCUCGAAGUGAGGAUUCAAGAUUUCCUGAAGUGCUUCACCACCCAGUAUCCUUCAGCCAGGAUCAUCCCAAAGAUACACUUUCUCAUCCAUUACCCACGGAUGAUGCUGGCAUUGGGUCCCCUCAGAUAUUACUGGUGCAUGCGCUUUGAGGCUAAACACCAAUAUUUUAAAGCUUUAGCCUCAAGAGUGAAGAACUUUAGGAAUAUCUGUAAGACACUGGCAAACCGGCACCAGCUCAUGCAGUGUUACUAUCUUCAUGCGUCUUCCCAGGACUCUGGCUACAAAACCUCUGUACCAAAGAGCGUGGCAAGCUCUUCCCUGCAACGGUGUGUACAGGAAAUUGCAAGGGAACAGGAAGUAUGGGAAGUGAGAUGUGCUACAUUAAAUGCUGUCACCUACAGGACCGAAGACAUCAUAGUGCAGAAGAAGGGAGACAUUCCGGAUUUCUCGCAAAUUUCUGGUGUCUACAUUAUAGCAGGGAAGAUUUACCUACUUCUGAAUGACCUUAUAGUUCAGGGCUACCGACGACACAAGUGUGUGUACAGGGUGAGCAGAAGUAAUGUUUACAGGAUCGGUUUGCGUGGACAAGAGGCAUCGCAUCAUAUGCUGGACCUGUAUUCUGGCGGUGAGGUGAUGCCAAUGUGGGAACUAAUAUGCAAAGAGUAG
Molecule: messenger RNA, 1917 nt
Organism: Ornithodoros turicata
Lineage: Eukaryota; Metazoa; Arthropoda; Arachnida; Ixodida; Argasidae
Exons: 2
Coding region: 1-1917 (638 amino acids)
Source: RefSeq, a predicted model, not a curated record